Molecule: messenger RNA, 2397 nt
Organism: Peronospora farinosa
Lineage: Eukaryota; Oomycota; Peronosporomycetes; Peronosporales; Peronosporaceae
Source: the annotation of a GenBank genome assembly
AUGGCGAGUGGUUUUUGGGUAUUCAGUAUGACCGAAAGGGCGAGACUAAUCUCAGCGUUCGUUACGCCACUGGGAUUAUUUGAAUGGCUUCGGAUGCCUUUUGGGCUUAAGAAUGCGCCUCAGAUAUAUCAAAGGUUGUUGGAUAAUGCGUUAUAUGGAUUCUUACGGAUUUCGCCAGGGGCGGCCACAGAGGAAACAAAGGAUUUGUUCGCAACAGGGGAACCCGAUGCAAAAUCGGGCCUCUCAAUUGCCGUCAAGAGUACGUGGGGAUAUCGGAAGGUCGAGUAUCUUGGACAUCGAGUUUCCAAAGGGGGACUAGAGGCCCACCCAAAAGAUCUUCAGUCUUUGGUCGACCUACCUCUACCGACAACGCUGAAGGCUAUGCAGUCCUUUCUAGGAAGCCUAAAUUACUACAGCAGGUACAUCGAAGAUUAUGCCAUAUACGCGUCGAUCCUUUACGAACUGAGAGAGGUGGAUUUUCACGCUUGGAGGUGCAAAUGGAAGGCUAACGAGGAAGUGACGGCCCAGGAAGACGACGAAGAAAAAUGGUCGAAGGUACAAGUAGCGUUUGCCAUGCUCAAGAACAAGAUUGCUACAGCGUCCAUCCUACGACAUUUCGACCCGGCUAGAGAGGCGUUCAUCAUUGUCUACGCAAGUGAUUGGGCUAUCUCGGCGUCGUUGGUGCAGAAUUACGACGGCCUGUAUAUGCCGGUAAUGUUUACGAGCCGAACCCUCAAGUCAAACGAGGUGAACUAUAGCACAGUGGAAAAGGAAGUGUUGGCGUUGUUACGAAUAUUGGAAACUUGCUUCACGAUGUUGGUCACCCGACCUCUCAAGGUUCUGACGAGGCAUUCUACACUAGCCUGGCUAGUGAAGUCUUCGGGGUUGCAAGUUCGCUUAGGAAACUGGGCCGCUCUGUUGUCACAGUGGACUUUGGAGAUUGUGAAAUGCAAGAAAGGCGAGGACCAGGUACUGGGGGCGUUAGCAGCCAGCAUCACGCCUCGAAAGAAUGUGGACUCCAUUCUGUCGUCAAUUGCUCCCAAGAAGCAGUCCAGGCAAGUGGCCGACCUACCGACGCCCACAGUGGAACUAAAUGAAGAACUGUAUGUGAUGAGUUUCGAUGGGUCGGCCCGGGUGAAACAAGGGGGAGGCGCCUGCAGCGCUAUUGUGUGGAGACUCCCUGCAUGGACUAUAGUCGCAGCUGCGUCGAAAUAUCUCGACAAGUCUACGGUGAAUGAAGCUGAAUAUGAGGGCAUGUUACUGGGUUUUGACCUGUUGGAGCCAAUGGAGCGACGGCGUUUGAUUAUUUGUGGAGACUCCAAUCUGGUUAUAAGACAGAUUCGUGGAGAGAUUGAAUGCAAAGCUUCAGGUUUAUCCCCGUUGCGGGCCAAGGCGUUGAGUAAGCUCCAGUCGUGGUCCACCCACGCAGUAUUACAUGUGAAACGAGACUGGAAUCAGAGCGUAGACCAAUUGGCCAGUGCGGCUUUACAUCAGCAGCAAGGGGUCGAGUCGAUACCAAGAGGAGAGUGGUCGGGUCUAGAAACAAUCAAUCGGCUGCCAGAGGUGUUAGUCCCUAGAGACCGAGGCCAGUCGGUCAAGGUAUCUGCGGUGACGAGAUCACGGUUUCCCGUCAGAAUAUCUGGAGAGGUCAUACAAGAAGAUGUGGUACAACAACUCCGGAUGGAAAGGAUCCGAGAUGCGCAAGAAGAGGAGAGCUGGGUACGCGAGUUGAAGGCAUAUUUGAAUGGAUACUGGAAGGACUUGUCAGUGGAAUUGGCCCGAACUUGCAGCAAAAUGUCGGAAGAUUACGAGAUAAGUGAAGAAGGACUGCUGGUGUAUUGCCCCGGCCAGAGGACCAAGGGAGACGACCGAGACAUAACUGCCAGAUUGGUGAUACCUGAGAGUCUCCAAGCCGACGUCCUCCAUCACUAUCAUAAGAGUUUGGAAGGUGGCCAUCAGGGAAUCGGGCGUAAUUAUCAUCGGAUCAGACAAUACUGUCAUUGGAGGGGUCUGUUCCGGAGUGUUCAGAAAUAUGUGGGUCAGUGCAUGGAUUGUGAGACUGGGAAAGGGAGACCCACUUUACAAGGGAAGUCUCUGGGGAAUGUGAAGCGACGUACCCCUUCCAAAUUAUCGCGAUGGACCACAUAUCAUCUCUCCCCAAGUCACAUAAAGACAGUAGCUGAGGAAUAUGAAGAAUGCGUUUUCCGCCGUUUUGGUGCCAGUGAGAUGAUCCGUCACGAUCGGGAACCGGGGUUUGUGUCGGACUUCUUCCGAGCGUUCAGUCGUAUGGUGGGUCAACGUCAGAGAGCGACCAUGGCCUACCGACCUCAAGCGAACGGCACUGCGGAGAGAAUGGUCCAGACUCUAACAAGAUCGCUCAAGAUGUACGUGUGGUGA